Molecule: messenger RNA, 2157 nt
Organism: Penicillium macrosclerotiorum
Lineage: Eukaryota; Fungi; Ascomycota; Eurotiomycetes; Eurotiales; Aspergillaceae
Product: oligopeptidase family protein
Exons: 2
Coding region: 1-2157 (718 amino acids)
Biological process (GO): proteolysis
Molecular function (GO): serine-type endopeptidase activity
Source: RefSeq, a predicted model, not a curated record
AUGGCCAUCCGCCCUAUGAAGUUCACACCCGAGGUUCUCCUCGGCGCCCCAAGGCGGUCCUCUGCCCUUCCCAAUGCAGCCGGCACACUUGCGGUGUAUACGCAGACGUCCUAUUCCUUCGAGUCCCACUCCAAAACAAACGAGAUACGAGUCAUCGAAAUACAGACAGGUCGAUCCGCUCUUAUCACCAAUGAUCCUGGCGCCAGUAACCCCCAGUGGCUGGGCGACAGCGACCAGCUUGUCUGGCUGAAGACCAAGUCCAACGGAAACACCAGCUUCAUUGUUGGCGAUGCACGUGAAGCCGAUAAGACAUACACUGCAGGCACAGUUCCUGGCCCGGUCUCGGACUUGAAGGUGACCGUCAUUGAGCCCGGAAAGAUUGGCUUCGCUGUUACCGGAAAGGCUAACCCGGAUGGGUCGCUUUACAAUCCCCAUGAUGCGAAGAAGCCGCAUACGACCGGCCGUUUAUACACAUCACUUUUUGUUCGACACUGGGAUGCAUACAUUGAACCACAGAAGAAUGCCAUUUGGUACGGUUUGCUUGAGCAAGCUCCCUUGACACCAGCCCGAAGACAGGCCGGGAAAUUCUCCGUGUCUGGCCUGACCAACCUGAUCUCGGUAUCGGGACUGGCAGGAGUUGAGUCGCCAAUUCCUCCAUUUGGCGGUACUGGUGAUUUUGAUAUCAGUCCUUCCGCGAUUGUCUUCAUUGCCAAGGACCCAAAGCUCAAUCCAGCUACCCACACCGCCUGCUCGUGCUACUACGCCCCCAUGUUUUCGUGGACUAGUAUGACCGUCUCAGAUGUAAAGCCCUGCAGAGUCACGAGUCUUCAAGGAGCGAUGGCGUCGCCUGUUCUAUCUUCGGAUGGUAGCUCCAUUGCUCUGUUAGCCAUGCGGAAGGAUGGGUAUGAAUCUGACAAGAACCGAAUUCUCUAUGUGCCCAAUCCAUGGAAUGGAGAGAUGUUCGAAGUUUUCGAAUCUUCCGACAGAAAGGGAGCUUGGGAACUAAGCCCUUCUGCUGUAUCGUUUGCCCAUGAUGAUAAAUCCUUGCUUGUCCAGGUUGAGGAGCAGGGCCGUGUUGUCUUGUAUCAGCUGGCUAUUGAUGGAAUUCAAACCGCCGGUCCGAACUCGAUGAGGAAGCUUACCAGUGAGGGAUCCGUCAAUGAUGUUGUUCCAGCCGCCGCCAAAACCUCCAAGCUUUUCGUAUCGAGCAGCAGCCUUGUGGAUAACAGCAUCUGGUCUAUUAUUGACCCGUACAACCCUAGCGAAAACCAAAUUGUAUCCUCACUUGGUCGUGGAGGGGCUGCAUUCGGUCUGCACUCGGCCCAAGUGAGUGAAUUCUGGUACACGGGAGCAGAAAACCAUAAAGUGCAUGCAUUCAUUGUGAAACCUUCCAAUUUUAAGCCUGGCGAGAAAUAUCCGCUGGCGUAUCUGAUCCACGGUGGUCCUCAGGGCGCGUGGAAUGACCAAUGGAGCACUCGAUGGAACCCAGCCGUUUUCGCUGAACAGGGCUAUGUCGUGAUUACACCCAACCCGACUGGCAGCACUGGUUAUGGACAAGAUUUCACGGAUGGUAUCUGUGGCGAAUGGGGUGGUCGGCCGUAUGAAGAUCUCGUGAAAGGAUUUGAAUACAUUGAGCAAAACUUGAAAUACAUCGACACCUCGCGUGCCGUGGCGCUUGGUGCAUCCUAUGGUGGUUAUAUGAUGAACUGGAUUCAAGGCCAUCCCUUGGGCCGCAAGUUCAAGGCUCUCGUCACACAUGAUGGUGUGUUCAGUAUGACCUCACAACUCGCCAGUGAAGAACAAUAUUUCCCCCUGCAUGACCUGAAGGGCCCAAUCUGGAGAGUUCCUGAGAAUUGGGCCAAGUGGGAUCCAUCGCGCUUCACGGCUAACUGGAAAACGCCUCAUCUCAUCAUCCAUAACGAACUGGACUACCGUUUGACUAUUGCCGAAGGACUGGCAGCCCUUAAUGUGCUGCAGAUGCGAGGCAUUGACAGCGCUUUCUUGACGUUCCCCGAUGAAAACCACUGGGUUCUUAACCCGGAAAACUCGCUCAUGUGGCACCGAACUGUCAUCAAUUGGAUCAACAAAUAUGUUGGUCUUUCGCCCAUUUCGGAGGAGCCGGAUCUCUCCCUCCGAAUGAACAGCCUUUCCCUUUAA